UAUCUAUUGAGACCUAAUCCAGUCCCACACUCUUAAAUCUGAUCGUUUCAUCCACUAUCAAUACAUAAUUUCGAUCAAAACAUGAACCUCAUGGCAACCGUAACUCACGUCACGCCAUCCCGUGUUUAGCGUUCAGCCAUCAACAUUGUUCUUGUCGUUGGCAUUCAGUCUGACAUAAACUCUUGAGCCGGAACAAUCAUUUGUUAGCGCUGCCGUACAAACAUUUGGUUUGGAUACUCUCUCACAGAAAUGUAUUUUUUUCUAUUACUUACAGUAGCCUGUUUAUCUACUGGAGCUUAUGUAAGUCAGCCAUCUCAUUAUUUUGAUACUAUUGAAACUGAAUUUCUUGUCGGACGUGGGUAUCGCUGAAUGACGUACGUAGCGCUGUAUGACGUACGUAGCGCUGUAUGACGUAGGUAGUGCUGUAUGACGUAGGUAGUGCUGUAUGACGUAGGUAGCGCCAUAUGACGUAUGUAGCGCUAUAUGACGUCGUUAGCGCUAUAUGACGUAGAUAGAGCUGUAUGACGUAGGUAGUGCUGUAUGACGUACGUAGCGCUGUAUGACCUUUGUUCAGUCACUGCAGUUUUUGUCGGUAUUCUAAUGACUGUGAUUUCAUCCACGAUAUCAAACGUCUCACAAUUCAAAAACAUUUCAAAAUUUCAAAUAUAAAUAGUUUAAAUUUAUUGGCGAUUAUCUUUGUGAUAAGUCGGUCACGUCUGGCAUUGUAUUAUUUAGUUUCAAGGACAACUUUAUGUUUUGAAGUCGUCUACUUCAUUCAAUUAUCUCUCCAUUGGACGUCUAGGCUACGUUUGGUAAUAUUCUCGUUCUUCGUUUAGAAUAACAACCAACUUUGACGUCUGUUUUGAAAAGAAAUAAAUUAUUGUGCUAAGGGACGAACUAAGAAUUCAGUGUCAGUGUUAACAUUUAGUUCAUUUUGACCCAACAGUUAUAACUACACCUUAAACCUUGUUCUGAUCCACCAGGCUGUGGUAGGUACGCCAUGUGCAGUAGAGGAUCAGUGUGACGUGGCAGAGUGUUGUCAGAUCUUGAGUGAGUUCAUGGUGGCCAGCAAGAAGAGGGCAGCUGCUGAUUGCGAUUCACCUAUGGCCGGUAAGGGAGAAAUGAUUUUUACUGGUGCUAAAAUUACAAAAGCAUUUGGAAUAACGUCCUUUGUCUUCUGUCGGUAUCUGUGUCUUCUGUCGGUAUCUUUGUCUUUGUCGGUAUCUUUGUCUUCUGUCGGUAUCUUUGUCUUUUCUCAUUUUUAGUCUUCUGUCCGUAUCUUUGUCUUCUGUCGGUAUCUUUGUCUUUGUCGGUAUCUUUGUCUUCUGUCGGUAUCUUUGUCUUUUCUCAUUUUUUGUCUUCUGUCAGUAUCUUUGUCUUCUGUCCGUAUCUUUGUCUUCUGUCCGUAUCUUUGUCUUCUGUCGGUAUCUUUUUCUUCUGUCGGUAUCUUUGUCUUCUGUCCGUAUCUUUGUCUUCUGUCGGUAUCUUUGUCUUUGUCCGUAUCUUUGUCUUCUGUCGGUAUCUUUGUCUUUUCUCAUUUUUUGUCUUCUGUCAGUAUCUUUGUCUUCUGUCAGUAUCUUUGUCUUCUGUCCGUAUCUUUGUCUUUGUCCGUAUCUUUGCCUUCUGUCGGUAUCUUUUUCUUCUGUCGGUAUCUUUGUCUUCUGUCCGUAUCUUUGUCUUCUGUCGGUAUCUUAGUCUUUGUCCGUAUCUUUGCCUUCUGUCGGUAUCUUUUUCUUCUGUCGGUAUCUUUGUCUUCUGUCCGUAUCUUUGUCUUCUGUCCGUAUAUUUGCCUUCUGUCGGUAUCUUUGUCUUCUGUCCGUAUCUUUGCCUUCUGUCGGUAUCUUUGUCUUCUGUCCGUAUCUUUGUCUUUGUCGGUAUCUUUGUCUUCUGUCAGUAUCUUUGUCUUUGUCGGUAUCUUUCCUUCUGUCCGUAUCUUUGUCUUUGUCGGGAUCUUUGUCUUCUGUUGGUAUCUUUGUCUUCUGUAAUACCGCCAGGGUCUCUUCUAAUUUUUCAUCGUAUGUUCAAGUAUGCAGGUUAAUGAUUUGUUUGAAAGAAAAUUUAAUUUCCCUUAACUUCUGUCAGCGUUUGAUCAAAGUCUUUUCUUUUUUUUACCUUGGGUGAAAGGCUUGAUUUACCUUUGAGGAAAGUCUUGUUUUACCUUUGAUAAAAAUUAGGUUUUACCUUGGAUGAAAGCCUACUUUUACCUUUGAUUAAAGUUUGGUGGUUUCUUUUAUGAAAAUCUUUUUUACAUUUUAAGAAGUCUUGAUUUACCUUUGAUAAUAGUCUUGUUUUACAUUUGAGGAAAGUCUUUUUGGCAUUUGAUCAAAGUCUUGUUUUUCUUUUGAUGAUUAACUUUGACGAAGAUUUUGAUUUACCUCUGAUGUUGCCUUGUUUGUUUCUGGUUGGUCACUAACUAUAACUCGAUAUCUCUCUAGCCUCUCCACAUUCUAGACCGCUAAGUGCCGCAGUAGAAUUUUAAAAACUGAAAUUCAAGUUCUACUGUUGGAAAAUGUUCAGAAAUGGGGUUUGCAGGAAUAUUUGUUUAAUUUUCGACCCAGAAUCACACCAUUUGUCCCUUUUGGGCCUGUUAUAUACAAUUCGUCUCUUUUGGGCCUGUUGCACACCAUUAGUCACUAAUGAGUCACUGUGUCACACGAUUGGUCACUAAAAAUGUGAUCCUAUCAAUUCUGUUGCAGGAACCUGUCAGAAAUACACCCCGGAGGGAGGUAACUGUGUGUCGUACGACAAGAUGAACGGCUACUGUAGCUGUGAGCCUGGCACCUACUGCCACGGGUACGAGGUUCCCAUUACGACAGGUAGAAGAAGUGAACGCGGUAUGCCUAUGACGAGACCAGGUUAUGAGUGGCGCUCAACAUGUGAUAAAAUCACAGUGACAUGAGGUAAGAGGACAGACGUCUAGAGGACACUCCACUAGAGGUCACUCCACUAGAGGACUUUCCACUAGAAGACUAUCCAGUAAAGGACAUUUCUCAAGGGGAUUCUUGACUAGAGGACACUCGUUUAAAAAAAAGUUGUUCAUGGGAUGAAUACAAACGUCCCUGAGACUUGUUUUAUGGCGUCUACACAAAUAAAGAAUGUUUGGAAAUGUU
Molecule: messenger RNA, 3110 nt
Organism: Lymnaea stagnalis (great pond snail)
Lineage: Eukaryota; Metazoa; Mollusca; Gastropoda; Lymnaeidae
Source: the annotation of a GenBank genome assembly